This is a messenger RNA of Cicer arietinum (chickpea), 1195 nucleotides long. RefSeq names its product ethylene-responsive transcription factor ERF034. Gene Ontology annotation, biological process: regulation of DNA-templated transcription. The record is from RefSeq and is a predicted model, not a curated record. NCBI's taxonomy places the organism in Eukaryota, Viridiplantae, Streptophyta, Magnoliopsida, Fabales, Fabaceae. Gene Ontology annotation, molecular function: DNA-binding transcription factor activity; DNA binding.
ACAAAGUAGCUGAAUUGUAGUCUUCUCUUGGAGCCCAUGUUGGUUUAUAUUCCUUUUACAUUUUUUGCUUUUGUUUCUUUUUCUUUUCUUUUAUAUAAUUUUCUUUAUUCUUUUCCUUUUCUUCUUUAUAUAAAUCCAAUUUCUUUUUAAGAGAAUCAUUAAAAGACAAACACCUCUAUUUUUAUGCACCUUCCACUACACAUUCUCUCUAUACCCUCUCUAAAUCUAAUCAAAUCCCCCCCUAUAUCUUCUUAGGAAAAAGGAAAAAAUAAAAUAAAAACAUAUCAACAUGGCAAAUGAUGCUAAUGAAAACUUAUCUACCACAUCCUCCUCAUUAUCUUCCUCAUCAUCAUCAACAUCAAAUUCAAAUUCAAAUUCAUGCACAAAAAAUAGUCCUCAAAAUGUCAUGAAAAGCAAGAAAAGAGAGAGAAAACAAAACGACACAAAACACCCUACUUAUAGAGGUGUUAGAAUGAGAGCAUGGGGGAAAUAUGUGUCUGAAAUUCGUGAGCCAAGAAAGAAAUCAAGAAUAUGGCUUGGGACAUACCCUACAGCUGAAAUGGCAGCUAGAGCUCAUGAUGUAGCUGCUUUAGCUAUAAAGGGUCAUUCAGCUUACCUUAAUUUCCCUAAUUUGGCUCAAAAUCUUCCAAGGCCUUCAACUACAUCACCAAAGGACAUUCAAGCUGCAGCCGCAAAAGCAGCAGCUACUAUCUUUGUGGAAAUCAAGGAUCAACAAAAUCAAGAAGAUCAAGAUUCAUCUUCAACUCUAUCAUUAGAGAAUGUUCGAGAGUCUUCGAAUUCUCCGUCUUCUACUACUACUGUUACUACUGCUACUACUGAUGAUGACGAUGAUGAUACACUCUUUGAUUUGCCGGAUCUUUUACUUGAUGACAAAAAUGGACUUUUCUCUUAUUCUUCUUCUUCUUGGCAAUUAUGCGCCGUUGAUAGCGGACUUCGGCUUGAGGAGCAAUUAUUGUGGGAGUUCUACUAGUAUCGUCUUAGGCUGUUAUUUGCAAUGCGACAUCAAGUUUUUUGUCUGUAACGGCUAUAUUUCAACCGCAAUUGAAUUUGUAUCAUCUGCAUUUGACUACAAUUCUAUGUAAUAUCAAGGAUCACGACGAAACCACAAUUGUGAUUUAAAGGUUACCACUCAACAGAACUUGAUUCAUAUGCAUUUAAUUAUAAUUCUCUGCAA